GGGGAGGAGGCACAGACGGAGGGGGGCGGGGGCCGGUCUCAGAAGAUGGCGGAGGCGGGGGAUUCCUGAUAGGUCCUAUUGUAGGAUGAGAUGUGGUACUGUUGAAACGCCAGUCAAUCUACUUUGGUUCUACAGACAAUUCUACAGGCUUUUCAGCUGGGAAGCUUUUUUUUUUUUUUUUUUGGUGCCUGUUUACUGAACUUAUGAAACCAUGGCAGAAGGAGAGACAGAAUCAUCUGGGCCUAAAAAGCGUGGCCCCUAUAUCUCAUCCAUCACUAGCCGAAGUGUGAACUUGAUGAUUCGAGGAGUAGUGCUGUUUUUUAUUGGAGUAUUUCUUGCAUUAGUGUUAAAUUUGCUUCAGAUUCAAAGAAAUGUGACUCUCUUCCCACCUGAUGUGAUUGCAAGCAUCUUUUCUUCAGCAUGGUGGGUACCACCGUGUUGUGGCACAGCUUCAGCUGUGAUUGGGUUAUUAUACCCCUGCAUUGACAGGCAUCUAGGAGAGCCACAUAAAUUUAAAAGAGAGUGGUCCAGUGUAAUGCGGUGCGUAGCCGUCUUUGUUGGUAUAAAUCACGCCAGCGCUAAAGUGGAUUUUGAUAACAACAUACAGUUGUCUCUCACCCUGGCUGCACUCUCCAUUGGACUGUGGUGGACUUUUGAUAGAUCUAGAAGUGGGUUUGGCCUUGGAGUAGGAAUUGCUUUCCUGGCAACAUUGAUCACUCAACUGCUAGUCUAUAAUGGUGUUUACCAAUAUACAUCUCCAGAUUUUCUCUAUGUUCGCUCCUGGUUACCAUGCAUAUUUUUUGCUGGAGGCAUAACAAUGGGAAACAUUGGUCGACAACUGGCAAUGUAUGAAUGUAAAGUUAUCGCAGAAAAAUCUCAUCAAGAAUGAAGAAGGCAAAAAUGUAUCAUUUGUACAGAAAAGGAAGAUGAGAAGGGUAUGCAAAUGAUAGCUAUGCCAACAAACGAUGGACUGUAAAAUUGCCAGAAUGCAUUUUUCCCUUGAUGGGUACGCAUACACAUACACACACACACGCACGCACACACACACACACACACACAUACAUUACUGCAAUCUGUGAUUGCUUUGUCUGUAAAUCAGUAGCAAAUCUUUAUGUACUUGACCUAAAUAACUGUAAAAUAUAUAUGCACUACAUUAAAAAACAUGUUGAUUAAUAGAUGAAAUUUUUUAAUUGAUUUUUUUAAACAUACCAUAUAUUGUAUCACAAUGUUGAUGUGCCAAAAUAUUCUUUUAUUGUCAUGUGGAGUAUAAGAAUGCUUUGAACAGUUUAUAACUUAGUGAAAUAAGAGGAAAGCCAAAAAAAAAAA
Condylura cristata (star-nosed mole) is the source of this 1326-nucleotide messenger RNA. RefSeq names its product insulin induced gene 2 (gene INSIG2). The record is from RefSeq and is a predicted model, not a curated record. Gene Ontology annotation, cellular component: SREBP-SCAP-Insig complex; endoplasmic reticulum. Bases 212 to 889 code for a protein of 225 amino acids. Gene Ontology annotation, biological process: SREBP signaling pathway; cellular response to insulin stimulus; cholesterol biosynthetic process. Lineage: Eukaryota; Metazoa; Chordata; Mammalia; Eulipotyphla; Talpidae. The transcript has 6 exons.